Molecule: messenger RNA, 2064 nt
Organism: Zymoseptoria tritici IPO323
Lineage: Eukaryota; Fungi; Ascomycota; Dothideomycetes; Mycosphaerellales; Mycosphaerellaceae
Exons: 1
Coding region: 1-2064 (687 amino acids)
Source: RefSeq, a predicted model, not a curated record
AUGACACCAUGCGCUGAGAUUGCACUCCUCACCGCUGACCUCAACAUCACGAGCUCUGAUCAAGCUGUGAGGAUUCCUGCAAAGCUGGGCUACGAUUGCCUCACGAGCAUACCAUUCAAUUCGAGCGCGGCAGUGCAAUUGCUCGACUCUAUGCGACCCUACAUCGACUGGCAGACCACCCUCGCAUAUGUCAAAGAUCCUCCGCCCGAUUAUGAGCAGAAGGUUCAACCGCCUUACGAUUUCUGGGCCGUGUUUGAGGCCAUGUACAGCCAGGCUCGUCGGGGCGAGUACGACAGCGAAUAUCACUUUGGGUGGGCGAUUUACACCGCGUUUCAAGCCGCCCAUGAUGGCCAUUUCAUUUUCUUGCCGGACGUCAUUAGUGGGAUUAUGACUUUUGGCAGGAGCAUCCCCUUGGUGUCCGUGUCACUAGACGGAACGGCGUUGCCCGCCAUUUACGCUUUGCAGGACAUAUCACGGAUUGAAGAAGGGGCGACUCCGCCGGAUCGAGUCGUGAUGAUCAAUGGAAGAGAUGCUACACAGUUCCUACUCGACUGGGCCUCUUACGGAGGUCUGCAAGACAAGGAUGCCCUCUAUAACAAUGUAUUCUUCAGUGCUGCACAGGUCUCUCUCGGCGCAAAGGGCUCAGGCAACGGGACGUUCUGCGGUGGCGGUCGGGGACGUUGGGUCUAUCCAGGACCACUGACAACGCUGACCUUCGCCAAUGGUACUACCAUUUCCAGUCAGAACUUCGCUUCCGUGCAUGUGUCCUUUAACAAUAUACGCUCAGGGGAAGACAUCUACCGUCAGCAUUUUAUCCCGAAUGCGAGUAAUGUGCAGGAUGCAGGUCAGGCCGCGGAAAACAGGACUAAGAAGGCCCCUACUCCUACUAUACUUGGAUCUUCUUCCUCGGUAACGGCCAACCCGACUUCGAUUGCGCCCGGUUAUCCCGUACCAGUUCUCUGCGAGAUGAAUAACCUCAACUCCGGCUACUUCCUCAAGGAUGAGGUAUACAAAGAUGUAGCAGUGUUAAGCGUCCAGUCUUUUGUGGAUCCCAAGGAAGAUGAACUGCCCUUCCAAGCCGUCAAUACACAAUUUUUGGCCCUUGCCACGGCCGAAGGGAAGACUAAGCUUAUCAUUGAUCUUUCGGCAAACGCUGGCGGUACCGUACUCCAAGGCUACGACUUGUUCAAACAGCUCUUCCCUUCAAUUCUCCCGUACGGUGCGAGCCGAUUUCGUGCCCAUGAAGCAUUCGACCUCAUCGGCCGAGAGGUCAGCGAGUACGCCAACCGUGUACCUCGCUCUCUUGGGAGUAAUGCAACCGCAAGACAGCUUCUAUCGUCCUCGUUGAACUACCAGACAGAUGUCUCGCAAUCGUACGAGUCGUUUCCGGACUGGGCGACCAAGUACGGUCCUCACGUCCACAAUUCGGACAAUUUCACGAGCGUUCUGCGCUGGAACAUGACCGAUAUCCUCACACCGGAUAACAGCGGUGGAAUAUAUGUUUCUGGGUAUCUGAACCGAUCCAACCUCACCUCCGGGAAGACUGCUCCUUUUCGACCGGAGAACAUUGUGAUAGUGACAGAUGGCUAUUGUGCCAGCACUUGUUCUAUCUUCGUUGAGCUCAUGUCGACUCAGGGAAAAGUCAAGACCAUCGCUCUCGGAGGACGGCCGAACAUGGAGCGUAUCCAAGCGGUGGGCGGCGUCAAAGGCGCGAAUGAUCAAACCUGGCUCUCGAUCUUCCACAAAGCCCAAAUCCCAUUUCGAUUCCAGUUUCUACACACCGCCGACCAUUACCGCUCCACGGCGCUUGGAAAGUACAACAAUCUAUGGCAGUUUCGAACCUCCCUGGCGCUGAUGAACGUGCGAGACGCUAUCCUACCUGGCCACGAUGUUCCUGCACAUUUUGUGUAUCAAGCUGCAGACUGUCGCAUGUUCUACACGCCACAAAUGAUGCUAGAUCAAAGUGCGAUAUGGCAAAAGAUAGCCGAUACGGCAUUCGGCCAUGCCAGAAACAAUUGCGUAGCGGAGAAUGAGCCCGCUUGGGAGAAGCUAGUUCUACCAUAA